AUGGUGGUUCAAACCGAAGCGCAGCAACAGUAUUUCUACGGCACCGGCAAACGCAAGUGUGCGAUCGCCAAAGUUCGCCUGUAUCCGGAUGACGGCACUGCCAUCAUCGUCAACGGCAAACCGAUGGAAGAAUACUUCAACUGGCUGCCCUGGCAGUCCACCAUUCGGGAAGCCUUCGUUAUAUCAGACACGGUGGGCCGCUUCCGGGUGAUGGCUCAGGUGAUCGGCGGCGGCGUUAACGCGCAGGCUGAGGCCAUACGCCAUGGGAUUACCCGUGCUUUGGUUACUUUCGACUCCGACUUGAAACCCAGUUUGCGAAGGGCCGGUUUCAUUACCCGAGACGCCAGGGUGAAAGAAAGCAAGAAGUACGGCCUGAAGCGCGCCCGCCGCGCGCCGCAGUACACCAAGCGGUAG
Molecule: messenger RNA, 414 nt
Organism: Geodia barretti
Lineage: Eukaryota; Metazoa; Porifera; Demospongiae; Tetractinellida; Geodiidae
Source: the annotation of a GenBank genome assembly